Messenger RNA from Quercus robur (English oak), 1531 nucleotides. Its product is annotated as ribonuclease MRP protein subunit POP4-like. Gene Ontology annotation, biological process: rRNA processing; tRNA 5'-leader removal. The coding region runs from base 242 to 1123 and encodes 293 amino acids. The record is from RefSeq and is a predicted model, not a curated record. The transcript has 10 exons. Gene Ontology annotation, molecular function: ribonuclease P RNA binding. Gene Ontology annotation, cellular component: ribonuclease MRP complex; ribonuclease P complex. NCBI's taxonomy places the organism in Eukaryota, Viridiplantae, Streptophyta, Magnoliopsida, Fagales, Fagaceae.
UUUUAGAUAUUUUAGCACCUUAAUGGGAAAACCUUUAAACAACCGUUUAAUCGUCUGUACGUACCCGCCACCCCUGCUCUCUCUUCAGACGAUACGUCCUGUAGUCUAUAGAGGCAACGGCAGCGGCGGUGAUUUCAUUGGGAGCAGAUUUCUUUUCGGGGUUUUCCGCCCAGCUAUCCUUUUAGGUGGCUCCUUUUUCUUCAUAUAGUGAGGCGGAAGGCUGUGAACUAUUCUAGUUUCCAUGGCUACUGAAACAGCUAUUCAAGAUCCAAGAAAACAUGCUUUGGAGGCAUUGAAGCGGAGGUUUGCCUUUGUCGAGGCUGAUCUGCUACAACAAAAGAACAAAAAGAGUAUAAAAGAAGGAGAUGGAAAAGAACCUCAUAGGACAACUUCUUUAGCAGGUAAAACUGAUGCAGCAGUCACUCCCUCAUUUGGUGCUCAACACAAGAGAGAUCCUGAAGAAAAUGCUCCAGCAUAUUUGCAGCUCUCUCAAGCUGUACAUGAGAAUCUGCUGUCAACCAAUAUUAAGCUUUCUAGUAGAAAAGGAGACAUGGUCGAUAAGAUUUUACACGAGCUUCUUCAGAAUGGUGAUAUGGCUCAGAAGUACAUGCAGAAGUCCAGAAAAAUAAAUAUUGACCAUUUCGUCCUUCUUGAUAAUUAUGUACAAGGACGUGGUGUAUCUACUGGUUCUCAUAUCAGGGCUUUGCGGAUGCAUUCAAAGCGUUCUAAAAAGCACAUGUCCGUGAAACAACAUAAAAAAUGUGGAUCAUUUGAUUUGCCCCAAGAGCUUCAUAAGUAUGAUGUUUUUAGGCCUAUGCAUGAAAUGUGGAAAGGCUACAUGAUGCAACUGCUUGAAACUGUCGGGAAAAAUCAGUUGGCUCAGUGUCUUCUCAACGCAGAUCUACAUGGUGCUUUCAUUCUAGUUGCUGAGUGUAAAGCAACUUCUUUCACAGGAGUAAGCGGCAUUAUGAUUCGUGAAACUGCAGAAACAUUUGGGAUAAUUACACAAGAUGGUGUAUUCCGAGUUGUGCCCAAAAAGAUUUCUGUCUUUAUUUUCCAAGUUGAUUGCUGGAAAGUUACAUUGCAUGGGGACAAACUCACUUCAAGAAAUUUGGGCUUGUGAUCUUGAUAUUCAUCAUUGCAUCCAAGUCCAGAAACUCAGAGAAUUGAUUUAGGUCCAACUUUGAUGGAGCUACAGGAAAGCACAAAAUGUGUAUCAAGCAAUAUCAGUGAUGGCCCCAUUCUGAGAUUCAUUAAGAUCAAGUUCUAUGAAAAUAUAGAAUCUAGCGGCAGCUAAGACAGUUUGGUUUUUCUUUUUAGACAGAAAACUAUGACAAGAAGGACAAACCUAUCUUCAAGGUGAUUGCACUGCCAGGUGGUCUAUCCUGUUCUUUCAUUUAUAUGUUGUGCUUGACAGUACAAAAUAGGCAUGAGAAAUGCUGUUUAUGAUCGGUCUGGAAAAACUUACUUAACUUUUAAUAUUUAUUUCUCUUUAUAUUUAAGUGAUUUUAAAGGAUGUGUUUUUGGUCAA